AUGCAUUUCAUUUUUAAUUAUUGUUAAACUAAAUAUUUUUUAUUAUCCCCUAUAUACAAAAUAAAUGGUUUGUAUUUUUCAAAUGCAUGGUUGCUCUUAAUUUUAAUAGAUUAAUUGUAUUAAGGUAAUAUAAAGUUCAAUAAUUAUUCAUAAUUUACAAUUUAAAAAAUCAGAUUGAUUUUGAUUAUAGAUUUAAAAAGGAUAGGAACACCAUUAGAAGAAUAUGGAAAAUACGUUUAUAAGGAGGUAAGUGCUUGCGAUUUAUUUCUGGUUGCUCAGAUAUAGUUUCAGCUUCUAGUUAACAUGAAUUUAAAACUAUUAUCUCGGGAUGAUCAUAUUUCAGUGGUAAAUAUUAUGCUAAGGUUUCUACUAGUAAUUGUCCCUAAUAUUUUCAACUUAAAUCACAACUGAUACUUUAAAAUCUCUUUAUUGUAUAAGUAUCAAAGAAGAAAGUUAAUUUAGUAGACGAAUAUUUUAUGAAAAUAAAUGUGAACUUGCAUCUAAUCAAGAUUGUACUGGGAUAUUAAUUCCUAUCUCAUGCAGUUGGGAUUCUUAUAGUCAUUCAACUUCAAGUUCAUUCAAAUCAGCAUAUUUUCUAGCUGAAUCACAUAAAGACAGAACGAAAAUGUGUAAAUAUACUUCUGGAAAAAUUUGUAGCAAUGCAACAUGUAUAGAUAUUCCAUCGAAGCUCCUAUUGA
This is a messenger RNA of Paramecium pentaurelia, 698 nucleotides long. The record is from the annotation of a GenBank genome assembly. NCBI's taxonomy places the organism in Eukaryota, Ciliophora, Oligohymenophorea, Peniculida, Parameciidae.